Lactuca saligna is the source of this 747-nucleotide messenger RNA. The record is from the annotation of a GenBank genome assembly. NCBI's taxonomy places the organism in Eukaryota, Viridiplantae, Streptophyta, Magnoliopsida, Asterales, Asteraceae.
AUGGCGAAAUUUAUGUUCACCUUCUCCUCCACUUCAAGAAGGGUCAUCCCAGUUCCAAACUCUCCUCCUCUUCCCAUAUACAUCAAAGCCACAAACUUCGUUUUCAACCCUGAUAUUCCAGAUUUUCAUCGAGGUCUUGGAGUUGAUGAUUUUGUCAAUUUCUUAGUCUCCUGCCGAUUUCAAUACGGAAUCAGCAACGUUCCAUCAGAGUUCUUUCCCAAACAAGUAUGUGAGUUCUACUACACUGCAACGAUUAAUGAUGAAAACAACAUCAUCUCCGGGACUAUUGGCCGUGGCAGACACUCAGUUUUUAUUACCGCUGACCUCCUCAGUGCUGCGCUCAGGUUACCAAUCUUUGAACCAUUCUCUGAGCUUCCACCUAUUGAACGCUGUCGACGCCUAUUUGAUCAACUAAGAUAUGAUCACUCAAAGGCUGGUACUCGAUCAGCUCUCAUUCGGCAUCAAUGUAUGACUCCAGGAUGGAAGUUCUGCAGCGGUGCUCUGUGCAAAUGUGUGGGUCACAAAUCUCGCAGUGGUGAUCAACUGAGCACUUAUGAGCAACAAGUCAUCUGUUCCCUUCUUCUCAACAAACGACUUGAUUAUAGGGCUUUCUUCAUUGAUCAGCUUGUCCAACUUCUUCGUGAAAAUGUACGCUCUGAUCAUGUCCCCUUUCCACGCUGGAUUGCUCUUGUGCUAGAUAAAUUUUUCGCUGAAGCUUACUACUCCCACUCUGGAAACCCCAUCUAA